Messenger RNA from Xenopus laevis (African clawed frog), 1239 nucleotides. It is a transcript of the gene stmn3.L, whose product is annotated as stathmin 3 L homeolog. NCBI's taxonomy places the organism in Eukaryota, Metazoa, Chordata, Amphibia, Anura, Pipidae. Gene Ontology annotation, molecular function: tubulin binding. The record is from RefSeq and is marked provisional. Gene Ontology annotation, cellular component: neuron projection; cytoplasm. Gene Ontology annotation, biological process: neuron projection development; regulation of microtubule polymerization or depolymerization; microtubule depolymerization.
ACCCCGAUUUGCUGCUGAGUCAGACACCAUAUCCUAGCUCUGCGGCACUGCAGCACCGGCACCAACAACAGCAUCGGCACCAACAACAGCAUCAGCACCACCAGCAGCUCCAUCAUCAGCGCAUACAGCGGCUCCAUCAUCAGCGUGUACAGCAGCUCCAUCUGCACCAACACCCCGCCGCUCCUGCUCCCUCCAGCACCAUGGCCAGCACUCUCUCAGCCUACAAGGAGAAGAUGAAGGAACUUUCUAUGAUAUCGAUGAUCUGCUCUUGCCUCUACUCCCAACCUCAUGCCAAGACUAUCUAUCAAUAUGAAGACAUGGAGGUGAAGCAGUUGAAUAAAAGGGCAUCAGGGCAGAGUUUCGAAGUUAUUCUGAAGCCACCCACCGACUUAUCACCAGAGAGUCCUCCUCUCACCACCUCACCCACAAAAAAAGACAUUUCCCUGAAGGAACUUCAGAAGAGACUGGAAGCUGCAGAAGAGAGGAGGAAGACCCAAGAAGCUCAGGUUCUGAAGCAGCUGGCCGAAAAGAGGGAGCAUGAGAGGAAUGUUCUGCACAGGGCCUUAGAAGACAACAAUAACUUCAGCAGGAUUGCUGAGGAGAAGUUGAACUAUAAGAUGGAACUAAGCCAGGAGAUCCGAGAUGCAAACUUAGCUGCUCUGAGGGAACGUCUCCGGGAGAAGGAGAUCCAUGCAGCAGAAGUUCGCAGGAACAAGGAGCAGCGAGAGGAGAUGUCUGAAUAAGAGCUUUCCUGCCAAGUUAUGAUGAAAAGAAAACUAUUUCACCUACAUGCAACCUCAUAUGUCUAUCUCCAUCUCACAAGCCUUGGGCUAUGUUUGUCUGACCCACCAUCUCAGCCCAGCUCUUACCCACCUGACACACCCAACCUGCAAAGGGAGAGCUCUAGGAAAUCCUGAUAUGCAUCACACCCUUGCAGAUUCCCAUUAGAAUUCCCAUGAACGAGAAAGCUUUGCAGACUGGGGUACCAUGACGUUUGGAAGAUGUUUGUGUUUAGGAACAGAAGCAGAAGUCUGGCUACUAGUUACUCUGUGUGACAGUGCCUUUAGCUUGUUAGACUUACUCUCAGUGACCUCCUGUCUCACACCAACACUGUCACAUAGAUGGUAGUACUCCAGGUCUAUCCAUUGUAGCUGAUUAUUUCUGUGCAAGGUGAAAAGGUGAGACUGAAUAUAUCUGUACACUGGCUAUUCAAUAAAUUCAUUACUUUUGAGUCCAUCA